Malania oleifera is the source of this 4321-nucleotide messenger RNA. Its product is annotated as putative pentatricopeptide repeat-containing protein At3g01580. Gene Ontology annotation, molecular function: protein binding; RNA binding. The coding region runs from base 891 to 3536 and encodes 881 amino acids. Lineage: Eukaryota; Viridiplantae; Streptophyta; Magnoliopsida; Santalales; Ximeniaceae. The record is from RefSeq and is a predicted model, not a curated record. Gene Ontology annotation, biological process: RNA modification. The transcript is spliced from 2 exons.
CCGGCGACUCGGCGAGAGAAAAUCCCUAGGCCUUUUCCUCCUGUCCUCCUCCUCCUGCGGCGCGGCUGCCUCCUCUGGGUUCUCCUCCUCGAGUGACCGAGUCGUCGUCUCCUCCUCAUUUCCUCCUGCGCCGCAGCUGCCUCCUCUGGGUACUCCUCCUGCUGCUCCUCGAGUGACCGAGUCGUCGUCUCUAUGCGCCGGACAUUUCAUCAAUUUAAUGGAGCUUAAACAAAAAUUCCACAAGACAAAAGCAAAACCAUAUAUUUGAAAAAAUAGAGUUUUUUCAAUAUGUUCAGCAACAGUUCCAAAAUACUGCAGCAAAAGUAAAAUUUGAGUUUUUUUUUAAAAAAUAUUCAGCAACAUGUCCAAAAAUAGUAGCAGUACAAUUCUUCCUUCAAAAUUUUAAAAUAAAUGAAUUAUAUUUUUUAAACGGAUAACCCGUGACCCGUUUAAUUCCGGUCCGUUUACGACCCGUCCGGACUUGGCCAGUGAACCCGUUUUGCCACCCCUACACCUCCCUCUCUUGGCUCUACUUCGUUGAGCUCUGGUGGUGCCUAAGCUCCAUUCCCGCGUGAACUCCUUCAAUGCCCGGCUAACUGAGCUCGUCGAUGGCGGCGAGGCAAUAAUGUAGCUGAGAGUGGAGGAGAGCCGUGCCGCCCAAAGAGGAGCUUGGGUCGCUUCCCUUUUCCAGAGCUGCCGCCCAGCAGCCGGACCCUUCAAUUUAUCCCUCCGCGGGUCGUCUCCGGCGACACAGGCGCCGUCUAUCUCGCAGCUGGUACAUAUGUUUGCCUCAGUGAGGUUUCUGAAAUUGAUGCAAGACAUUCUUGCUGCUGGGUCAGAAGUGAAGCUUCGGUUUCAGUUUAAUGUAGUAUGCUAGCCUUUCUCCAAUAAUGCGUAGCUCACCAUCUGCAUUUCGGAGUCUGUCAUUGCCCAUCUACCCUGUACAAAGGAAUAGAUCAGUUCUGCUUUUCAUUUACUCGCGUUCCUUGCAUUCUGCUGCUCUCAGCACCGUUCAAUCAGACCCAGAAACUGAUGGGACAGUAAUCCAUCCUAGAAAUCCUCCAUCUUGUAAAAUACCCAGGGAAUUAUUGCCAGGUGCAGCAAACAAAAUCCGGAAGGAUCAGGUCGUGUUGGGUACGGGAGGAGGGACAAUUUCAGAACAAAAUGAUAAGUUAAGGAGGUUUUCUGGGGUGCUGCAUAUUUGUGCUCUGUAUGGAUGCUUGAAUGAGGGGAAGGCUAUUCAUGGGCAGGUGAUCAAAGAUGGAAUUGUCCCAGAUUUGCAUUUGUGGAAUUCGUUGGUGAAUGUUUAUGCCAAAUGUGAGACUUUAAAGUGUGCACAGCAAGUGUUUGAAAAAAUGCCUGAACGAGAUGUUGCAUCAUGGACUAUAUUAAUAACAGGGUUCGUUGCUGCAGGAUAUAGCACUUCUGGUAUUAAAUUGUUCUGUGAAAUGAAGAAGGAAGGUAUUAGACCGAAUGAAUGUACAUUUACUACUAUUCUGAAAGCUUGUUCCAUGAGUUUUGAUUUAGGACUUGGGAAUCAGCUCCAUGCCCAAGUAAUUAAAAUUGGGGCCUUUUUGGAUGUAUUUGUUGGUUCUGCUCUUGUUGGUGUUUAUUCAAAACAUGGUGAAAUGGAACUUGCUGAUAGAGUGUUUUCCUGCAUGCCUAUCAAGAAUGCUGUGUCAUGGAAUGCUUUGCUUAACGGAUAUGCUCAGAUGGGUCAAGGGGAACAGGUUCUGAAACAUUUUUCCAGAAUAACGCAAUCAGAAAUGAAGUUUAGCGAGUUCAAUUUAUCUAUAGUUCUCAAGGGCUGUGCAGACUUGGGCUAUUUAAAAGAAGGUCAGGCAGUGCAUUCUCUAGUAAUCAAGAUUAGUUUUGAGAGUUUGAGUUGCAGUCUUCUUGAUAUGUACUCCAAAUGUGGACUGGUAGAUGAUGCACUCAGAGUCUUUGGGAGCAUCAAUGAGCCCAACGUGGUGGCCUGGACUACAAUGAUUAGUUGCCUCAAUCAGCAUGGCUGGAACCUAGAAGCUGCCUGUUUAUUUUGCCAGAUGAGGCAUGCAGGUGUGAGACCAAAUCAAUUUACCCUUGCUAGUAUUGCUAGUGUUGCUGCUACCUUUGGGGGCCAGCAUUACUGUGAAAGCAUCCAUGCUUGUGCUUGCAAAUCUGGUUCUGAAUCUGAUCUUUUUCUCUGCAAUGCGAUUAUAACAAUGUACAUGAAAAUUGGAUCUGUUCCAAAUGGAUGGCAAGCAUUUAAGUCAAUUAGAGACCCAGAUUUAACUUCAUGGAAUGCCCUUUUAUCUGGAUUUAAUGAAAAUGGAACUUGUGAGCAUGGGAUGAGUAUCUUCCGCCAGAUGCUUGGUGAAGGUUUUACACCAGAUGCGUACACUUUUGUCGGGAUUCUAGGAUCUUGUUCUAGUGACUCAAAUAUAAGCUUUGGGAAACAGGUUCAUGCCCAUGUUUUCAAGAAUAGCCUUGAUAAUAAUGUUUUCGUAGGAACAGCUCUCAUUGAUAUGUAUGCCAAAAGCAGGUGUUUAGAAGAGGCAAAUGUAAUUUUCAAUCGAUUGAGUGAAAGAGACAUCUAUAGUUGGACAGCAAUCAUUGCUGGAUAUGCACAGGCUGUUCAAGGGGACAAGGCUAUUAAGUGUUUCAGUCAGAUGCAUCGAGAAGGUAUGAAGCCCAACGAGUUCACUGUCUCGAGCUGUUUAAGUGGCUGUGCAAGUUUAGCAACCCUAAAAAAUGGGCAGCAGAUUCAUUCCUUCGCAACAAAGGCUGGACUGUCAAGUUAUACAUAUGUUGCUAGUGCACUUGUUGAUAUGUACUGGAAAUGUCGCUGCAUUGAAGAUGCUGAGACUGUUUUUAAGGGCAUGGUUUCACGGAGCAUAGUGUUGUGGAACACAAUCAUAUGCGGUUACUCACAGCAUGGACAGGGAGAGAAGGCUCUUGAAGCCUUUAGGAUUAUGAUAGAUGAAGGCACCACACCUGAUGAGAUCACCUUCAUAGGUGUUCUUUCCGCAUGCAGCCACAUGGGUUUGAUUGAAGAAGGGAAAAAACAGUUCAAUUCAAUGAGCGAUUUCUAUGGGAUCACUCCAUCUAUUGAACACUAUGCCUGCUUUGUAAAUAUCCUUUGUCGGGCUGGCAAAUUUAAAGAAGUUGAAAGCUUAAUUGAGGAGCUGAAGCUAACCCAUAAUUCCUUGAUCUGGGAGACUGUCCUCUGGGCUUGUAAAAUGCAUGAAAAUGUAGAACUUGGUAAUAGAGCUGCAAGGAAACUUUUUGAGCUUGAACCUAAAGCGGACUACAAUUAUAUAAUGUUAUCUGACAUUUUUGCAGCCAAAGGUAGGUGGGAUGAUGUUUCCAAAAUUAGAGCACUGAUGUCUGACCAGGGAAUUAAAAAGGAACCUUGCUGUAGCUGGGUUGAGGUUGAUGCUCAAGCCCAUUCGUUCUUUGCUCAAGAUGACUCUCAUCCAAAGAAUAAUGGAAUCCGUCUACAGUUAGAGCAGCUGAGUCGACAAAUGAGGAGUGAGAAGUGGCUCUGGGAUUAAGCCCUACGUGCGGGCUAUACAUGUUUUUGGGGGAAGUCCAGUUGAACAAAUGAAGCAGCAAAAUUUGUUGGCGACAUGCUGCACAAGCCACAGCACAAAUAUGAGAAGCCCUAACAAAUUAUGCUCAAACCUUUGAUUGAAGACCAUGCUGAGAACUUUUUAUUGCUCUCUAGCUUUCUAAUGCCAUUGCCUACUAAAUCCCUGUACUGUUAUUGAAUUUAUGCAAUCAAAAUGUUUGUGGGCAGGAAAAUGUAAGUGAGAGUUAUCUGAGUACAAGCCCCUCCUGGGAGCCACAUAAGAAAUUAAGACACUUGCAGGAUAGGCGAGCAAGGUAGGAAACUGGCUGGACACAGGAUCUUUGCUCUAUGAUCUCAUCCAGGAGGCAAAGAAAAGCAGGCCUAGCUUCACCAUAGCAAGCAUCUGGUGGUUGUGGAUGGCCUGACCCAGCAAGAACUCCCAUUAGCCUCAUCUUGCCUGUUGACAAGCCCAUCUUGUUCUCUGAAUUAUGCUGUAAUUGGAUUCUUUGUUUUUAUUAUUAUUUUUUUUUCAGAAACCCAGACCCGAGGAACUAUCAAGCCCCAGCCAGGGGUGGGUUAGGAUUCUUUGGUCUACCAGCUGAAUAUAUGCAAAUCAAAUAAUAAUGUGUUUGCUUGCUAAUUAUACAUUUUCAUUCCCCUCCAGGAACUAUCAAGCCCCCGGGCAGGGGUGGGUUAGGAUUCUUUGGUCUACCAGUUGAAUAUAUGUAAACAAAUAAUAAAGCUUACAUGGUGUGUUUGCUUGCUAAU